Messenger RNA from Haliotis rufescens (red abalone), 926 nucleotides. RefSeq lists its product as uncharacterized. The record is from RefSeq and is a predicted model, not a curated record. The transcript has 2 exons. Lineage: Eukaryota; Metazoa; Mollusca; Gastropoda; Lepetellida; Haliotidae. Bases 19 to 612 code for a protein of 197 amino acids.
CGUCCUCUCAUCCUAUGGAUGGGUCUGGUCCGACAAUCCCCCGACACCUGGAGCUGGUUCUACAAGAGCAACCGAUGGCUUGUGGUCUCGCCUCGGUGGAUACAAUCGCCUCUUUCCUCUUCUCCCGGAUACACGCGAGCAGUCACGGACUGGGACGGAAAGUGGCGAGCCGUGACGAGUGGACAAAAAGCCAAAGUUGUGUGUGAAGAAGUAACAGCAGGGGAUAUGCCGCCAACAUCACCUCCACCUCCCCCAACACCGCCUGCAACAUCGCCGCCCCCAACACAGCCCGCAACAUCGCCGCAAAAAAAACUGAAAACACCGAGCGCAUGCGCAAAAGUUGGGCGCGAAGCAGACGACUUCGCCAUCACAAACUUUGAGCAACUGUCCUCCAGCGUGCUGGUCGUUGAGAUGAACGUGACAAGAAGGAAAUCAAGGCUGGCGUGUGCUGUGGCCUGCUCCAGGAAACAACGUUGUGUGAUGUUCAAGAAGCAGCCGGGCAGUCGAGAGUCGUGUUACACGUACAGUCUGUCCAGCACCGGGUCUCCUGCGGACUGUGCGGGCAGCCCGCCACCAUGUUACUGGAAGUCCUGCUGGCGUCCGGAGCUGUGACGCCCGUGUCAUCUCACUGGACCAUAUAUCAUGUACAACCCGUCCUGCUGGCGUCCGGAGCUGUGACGCCCGUGUCAUCUCACUGGACCAUAUAUCAUGUACAACCCGUCCUGCUGAUGUCCGGAGCUGUGACGCCCGUGUCAUCUCAGGUCACGUACUACCUGUCCUGCUGGCGCCCGGAGUGUCCAGCUGGUAGACUGAAUGUGACAUUGCUCUGAGAUGACAAGCCGAUAGUAUUCAAUAUUUACCAGGAAUAUUUACAUCAUCAUUUAAAUUUACAAUAAACAACAGCUGACAUGUUGAUCUGUGACGCC